Gekko japonicus is the source of this 652-nucleotide messenger RNA. It is a transcript of the gene CLP1, whose product is annotated as cleavage and polyadenylation factor I subunit 1. Gene Ontology annotation, cellular component: nucleus. Lineage: Eukaryota; Metazoa; Chordata; Lepidosauria; Squamata; Gekkonidae. The record is from RefSeq and is a predicted model, not a curated record. Gene Ontology annotation, molecular function: polynucleotide 5'-hydroxyl-kinase activity. Gene Ontology annotation, biological process: tRNA splicing, via endonucleolytic cleavage and ligation. The annotation marks the transcript as partial. The transcript has a single exon.
ACAGGAGUCCACAUUUUUUGCCCAUAACAGUUUCAAGGAAAACAAGAUGGCAGAGGAACCGGGGGAUGAAAAGAAACUGGUGGCCAAGUUUGAGCUGGAGAGGGAAACAGAGCUCCGCUUCGAGGUUGAAGCCUCACAAACUGUCCAGCUGGAGCUCCUGACAGGCAUGGCUGAGAUCUUUGGAACUGAACUGACACGCAACAAGAAAUUCACCUUUGAUGCUGGUGCUAAAGUGGCUGUCUUUACCUGGCAUGGCUGUUCGGUGCAGCUGACUGGCCGGACUGAAGUGGCCUAUGUGUCCAAAGACACCCCCAUGCUGCUGUACCUCAACACCCAUACAGCCCUGGAGCAAAUGCGGUGGCAAGCGGAAUGUGAAGAUGAACGGGGGCCUCGGGUCAUGGUGGUGGGCCCCACAGAUGUAGGCAAGUCAACUGUUUGCCGCCUGCUACUGAAUUAUGCUGUGCGCUUAGGGCGCCGACCCACAUUUGUAGAGCUAGAUGUAGGCCAGGGCUCAAUCUCGAUCCCAGGCACUAUGGGGGCUCUCUACAUUGAGCGUCCUGCAGAUGUUGAAGAAGGCUUCUCCGUUCAGGCCCCCCUGGUGUAUCACUUUGGGUCCACCACGCCUGGUACUAACAUCAAGCUCUAUAAUAAG